AUGACCGAUCAGCCAUCUAAGAGGCAAGGGGAAGUCAUCGUGAAGUCAUGUGAUAAAUGCCGUGUGAAGAAGAUCCGCUGUGAGCCUACCAAGGAUGGCUGCGCGCAGUGUACCAAAUACAAGACGACAUGUCAUUUCACACCUAUAGCAACUAAGCGAAAGCCCCGUCGACCAGCUGGUCACAAACAAAUAUCAGACCUGGAAGAUAGACUCAAAACCAUGGAGAGUCUAUUGCAGCAAGCUCUCCAGUCGAAAGGGACAGACGGCACUGGGGAGCAAUUCCCAAUCAAUGUGGUGGGUGAUCAGGCGAUGCUGGUGGAAAUCGAACCAGCCAGCACCUCUUCCAGUCUACAACCUGGCCUUCUAUCUCCAACAGCGGCCAGUAGUAACUCAGGGUCACUACGCGACGGUAUGGACUUCAGCAAGUUCACCCUCCUUCCAACUACGCCCUGGGCUGAAAGAGUGGGAGAAAUGCCACAUGUGAAGAUCCCGUCGCUGUCUUCGAUGGGCCCUACUAAUAUCCCCACCACUGAGAUGAUACUGCAACCACUCUCUCUACCGACAUUCCACCAGCUCCCGUCAAAAGGAUUCGCUCUCGAACUGGUAACAGAUGGCCUUAAAAGCUUCAACACUUUCUUCCCCAUCUUCGAUGAAACAGACUUGUUGCAAAAGUUCCACAAUCAGUAUUUGGACUCCACCCCAAACGAUCCAUGCUGGUGGAGUUGUAUCAAUGUCUUCCUCGCUAUAGCGCAUCGGUUCCGUUCGAUGCGCACAUAUGAUAGAGCGUACGAGACAAAGCAAGCCUGCGGGUAUAUCCACAACGCUCUAGCGGUUGUUGCGGAGCUGAACGUCAUGCACAGCAACUUGGCAGCUGUACAAUCACUUGUUGGUUUAGCAAUUGUGCUCCAAGGCACCGCUAAUCCGCACCCUGCCUCGGUGCUAACAGCUGCUGCUAUCAGGCUAGCACAAACUUUAGGACUCCAUAGGGAAACGCCGUACGAUUGCCUCCCGAAGGAUCAGGUCGAGCAAGGCAGACGUGUAUUUUGGCUUGCGUAUAUACUCGACAAAGACAUAAGUCUACGCAUGCAGCAGCCAUUUGCUCAAGAUGACGAAGACAUGGAUGCUAUACUUCCUUCAAUGAACACCCUCCAAGUUCCUUCUCCGGAUGGACUGAGUAACACUGAUCUAUUAAAUUCGCGCAUCGGUCUGGCCGUCAUCCAAGGCCAGGUGUACAAGAAGCUUUACUCAGUUCAAGCAGCUCGACAACCUGGAGCUCAACGCCAGGAAGUGGCGAGAGAGCUCAAUUCCAUCUUGAGCUACUGGAAAAGCAGCGUCGACAUAGACUUCGAAGAUGGUGUUAUGGUUCCACUGCAGCCACCUCUUGCCACCGAGAUAAUGCACUCUUUAAUCCAUCGAUUCACUUACGUCAACUGUCUUGUCAUGAUCAACGUACAUAUCCCAGAAACGGACAGCUUCUUGGUCGACGAUUUAUCCCAGAUUCAUUCGAUCUUUGAGCAGGCUUAUGUCACUGAGUCUCGAAAGGCAGCUCAAUUGAUUAGUCUCAUACCGCAUGGGGACUAUGCUGUUGUCUGGCUUUUGCUUCAAUCAUUCUCCAACAUCGCGGAAACUCUACUCAAGAACGCAGAAAGAUACCCAGCAUCACCGCAGGCUAUAACAGAUCUUGAGUUGGUGAAGCCAUUCCUUGGACUCUUUGAGAUUCUCGAGAUCGAAAAAGCCUGUUACCGCUCUGAGGAGGUCAGAAGGAUACGUCAGUCAUGCGGUGAGCUUUGGAAUAGAGCAAUCGAGACUGUUCGUUCAACGAAUAUUGAGUUCGGCGAAUAA
Messenger RNA from Fusarium sp. VM40, 1842 nucleotides. Lineage: Eukaryota; Fungi; Ascomycota; Sordariomycetes; Hypocreales; Nectriaceae. The record is from the annotation of a GenBank genome assembly.